GGUGACGUCAAGGGGCGCGCGGUGGCAGCACCUCCCCGCGCGCUAGUUAAAAAGAAGAAGAAAAGAGGGAGCGAAACAUGAGAGGCUGUGUGAGAAGCUGCAGCCGCCGGCAGAGGAGACCUCAGCAUCAUCUAGAGCCCAGCGCUGGCCCUGCCUGCGCCUGCCCCGCCGCCGCCGCCGCCGCCGUUUCUGUUCCUGCUACUGUCUCACCUAAACAACUCCCGUUACACGGACAAGUGAACCUCUGUGGCCGUCUUCUCCUCCUCUUCUUCCUCCUCCUUUUCCAACUCCUUCUCCUCCUCCCACUUCCCAGCCGCAGCAGGAAGCCCCUAACCCAACUGACACUGGCACAACUGCAAACGGUGUCAUCCGCACAACUUUAUCUUGCUCCUCGGACUCCCCUAAGGCAUUGGACCCAUCGCCUUGUCUUUUAUUUUUUGCAAAGUUGCAUCGCUCUACAUAGUUUCGCCCCCGCCACCACUCUCUGCCUCUCGAGUGUCCCCCGCAGCCUCCUCCUGGAGCUGCGCCCUAGUGCCCCUGCUGGGCAGUGGCGUUCCCCCCCAUCCUCCCGCGCCGAGCCCCUGCCGCUCGGGGCAGACGAUGCUGAAGAUGCUCUCCUUUAAGCUGCUGCUGCUGGCCGUGGCUCUGGGCUUCUUUGAAGGAGAUGCUAAGUUUGGGGAAAGAAGCGAAGGGAGCGGAGCGAGGAGGAGAAGGUGCCUAAAUGGGAACCCCCCGAAGCGCCUGAAAAGGAGAGAUAGGCGGAUGAUGUCCCAGCUGGAGCUGCUGAGUGGGGGAGAGAUGCUGUGCGGUGGCUUCUACCCUCGGCUGUCCUGCUGCCUGCGGAGUGACAGCCCAGGGUUGGGGCGCCUGGAAAACAAGAUAUUUUCUGUUACCAACAACACAGAAUGUGGGAAGUUACUGGAGGAAAUCAAAUGUGCGCUAUGCUCUCCACAUUCCCAGAGCCUGUUCCACUCACCUGAAAGAGAAGCCUUGGAAAGAGACCUUGUACUUCCCCUGCUCUGCAAAGACUAUUGCAAAGAAUUCUUUUAUACUUGCCGAGGCCAUAUUCCAGGUUUCCUUCAAACUACUGCUGAAGAGUUUUGUUUUUACUAUGCAAGAAAAGAUGGUGGGUUGUGCUUUCCAGAUUUUCCAAGAAAACAAAUCAGAGGACCAGCAUCUAACUACUUGGACCAGAUGGAAGAAUAUGACAAAGUGGAAGAGAUCAGCAGAAAGCACAAACACAACUGCUUCUGUAUUCAGGAGGUUGUGAGUGGGCUGCGCCAGCCUGUCGGCGCCCUGCAUAGUGGGGAUGGCUCGCACCGUCUCUUCAUUCUGGAAAAAGAAGGUUACGUGAAGAUACUUACCCCUGAAGGAGAAAUUUUCAAGGAGCCUUAUUUGGACAUUCACAAACUUGUUCAAAGUGGAAUAAAGGGAGGAGAUGAAAGAGGUCUGCUAAGCCUUGCAUUCCAUCCCAAUUACAAGAAAAAUGGAAAGCUCUAUGUGUCUUAUACCACCAACCAAGAACGGUGGGCUAUCGGGCCUCAUGACCACAUUCUUCGAGUUGUGGAAUACACAGUAUCCAGAAAAAAUCCCCAUCAAGUUGAUUUGAGAACAGCCAGAGUAUUUCUUGAAGUCGCAGAACUCCACCGAAAGCAUCUAGGAGGGCAACUACUCUUUGGUCCCGAGGGCUUUUUAUACGUCAUUCUUGGUGACGGGAUGAUCACACUGGAUGAUAUGGAAGAAAUGGAUGGUUUAAGUGAUUUCACAGGUUCGGUGCUCCGGCUGGAUGUGGACACGGAUAUGUGCAACGUGCCUUAUUCCAUACCACGGAGCAACCCGCACUUCAACAGCACCAACCAGCCCCCGGAAGUGUUUGCACACGGCCUGCAUGAUCCAGGCAGAUGUGCUGUGGACCGACAUCCCACCGAUAUAAACAUCAAUUUAACAAUACUUUGUUCGGACUCCAAUGGAAAGAACAGAUCAUCAGCCAGAAUCCUACAGAUAAUAAAGGGGAAAGAUUAUGAAAGUGAGCCAUCACUUUUAGAAUUCAAGCCAUUCAGUAAUGGUCCUUUGGUUGGUGGAUUUGUUUACCGAGGCUGCCAGUCUGAAAGACUGUAUGGAAGCUAUGUGUUUGGAGACCGCAAUGGGAAUUUCUUAACCCUCCAGCAAAGUCCUGUGAGCAAGCAAUGGCAAGAAAAACCACUCUGUCUCGGCAACAGUGGUUCCUGUAGAGGUUACUUUUCAGGUCACAUACUGGGAUUUGGAGAAGAUGAAUUAGGUGAAGUUUAUAUUCUGUCGAGUAGUAAAAGUAUGACCCAGACUCACAAUGGAAAACUCUACAAAAUUGUAGAUCCCAAAAGACCUCUAAUGCCUGAGGAAUGCAGAGCCACGGUACAACCUGCUCAGACGUUGACUUCGGAGUGUUCCCGGCUCUGUCGGAACGGCUACUGUACCCCCACGGGCAAGUGCUGCUGCACCCCGGGAUGGGAAGGGGACUUCUGCAGAAUUGCAAAAUGUGAGCCGGCAUGUCGUCAUGGAGGUGUCUGUGUUAGACCGAACAAGUGCCUCUGUAAAAAAGGAUAUCUCGGUCCUCAGUGUGAACAAGUGGACAGAAACAUCCGCCGAGUGACCAGGGCAGGUAUUCUUGAUCAGAUCAUUGACAUGACAUCUUAUUUGCUGGAUCUAACAAGUUACAUUGUAUAGUUUCUGGGACUGUUUGAAUAUUCCUUUCCAAUGGGCAUUUAUUUUUUAUCCUGUCAUUAAAAAGAAAGACUGUUAUCCUA
Molecule: messenger RNA, 2783 nt
Organism: Mirounga angustirostris (Northern elephant seal)
Lineage: Eukaryota; Metazoa; Chordata; Mammalia; Carnivora; Phocidae
Gene: HHIP
Product: hedgehog interacting protein
Exons: 13
Coding region: 601-2703 (700 amino acids)
Source: RefSeq, a predicted model, not a curated record